AUGUGGUUUCAAAUGUUUUUAUGUCGCGAUCGUAAUAUGACUAUUGAUUUGGCUUUGAGAGCUAAACGAUCGGGUUUUCGGGCACUGGUACUAACUGUAGACUAUCCCACAGCAUCACUUAAAUAUCAUGAUAUCAAAAGUCAAUAUAAUUAUGUAUAUCCUAUAGUCAACUAUAAUCCUUAUAAUGUUAGCGAACUCAACAAUUUUGUUGCAAAAGACUGUAUUUGGAAAGAUAUCCAGUGGUUAAAGGAGACAACAGGCCUACCGAUUGUCAUCAAAGGCAUACUGACCGCUGAGGAUGCAAGACUGGCUGUAGAUAACGGUGCCGAUGCUAUACUGGUGUCUAAUCACGGCGGACGACAAUUGGACGGAUCGCCGGCUACUUUAGAGGCUCUUCCGGAGAUAGUGAAAGAGGUUGGCCGUGAAAUUGAUGUCUAUAUGGACGGCGGUGUCCGUACCGGUGCCGAUGUGUUCAAAGCGUUAGCCAUUGGAGCUAAAGUUGUAUUUGUUGGCCGACCCGUGUGUUGGGGACUCGUAUGCAAUGGUUCCGAUGGUGUCAAACAAGUGUUGGACAUUUUGCACAAUGAAUUAGACAAUUAUAUGACAAUUGCCGGCACACCUACUGUCGGGGAUAUUACUAGAAAUCAUGUCCGAUAUGUUAAUGAUUAUCGAAAUCAUUUAAAAUCAAUUUUAUAA
This is a messenger RNA of Oppia nitens, 696 nucleotides long. RefSeq lists its product as uncharacterized. The transcript is spliced from 3 exons. Gene Ontology annotation, molecular function: FMN binding; oxidoreductase activity. The coding region runs from base 1 to 696 and encodes 231 amino acids. The record is from RefSeq and is a predicted model, not a curated record. Lineage: Eukaryota; Metazoa; Arthropoda; Arachnida; Sarcoptiformes; Oppiidae.